CUGCACACUGCGGCCUUCUGCGGCCACGUAACCAUUGUUAGGAUCCUUCUCAGCGAGGGCGCUAGCCCCAGUGUUCAAGGAGGCAUCUAUCGAUUCGCACUUACGGCAGCGGCGGCUGGCGGCCGGGUGCGCGUCAUGAACAUCCUCCUCGACAAUGGUGCGGUGCUCAAUGCGCGCGACCAGGAGAACGAGACUGCCCUGCAUGGUGCAGUCUUUGGUGGCUCGUUCGAGGCUGUCAAGUUUCUUAUUGAGAGAGGCAUCGAAGUGAACCCUCCCGCCCCUGUUGAUCUCAACCGAGUCUGCGACGACGACGAAUAUGGGCUCCCGCUCAACGCGGCCGCUGCGGGCGGCCACAUAGCCGUCAUGACGGCGCUGCUCGAAAACGGGGCCGACAUGUCCCGGCGCGGGGGCACAUACCGCGCGACUCCACUGCAACUGGCGGCGGAAAGGGGGCACCUGGGCGCGAUGAAGCUCCUGCUUAGAUAUGGUGCGGACGUCAACGCCCCUCCGGGUCGGUUUGGGUCUGCGCUGCAUGCGGCGGCAUCAAAUAGCUACGAU
This is a messenger RNA of Westerdykella ornata, 558 nucleotides long. RefSeq names its product ankyrin. The record is from RefSeq and is a predicted model, not a curated record. The transcript is spliced from 3 exons. The annotation marks the transcript as partial. Gene Ontology annotation, molecular function: protein binding. Lineage: Eukaryota; Fungi; Ascomycota; Dothideomycetes; Pleosporales; Sporormiaceae.